GAGUCGGUUCGGCCUCGUAUUCGGUUAAAGGGCGACUCGGUGUCGGAUUUAGGAAAAUUCUGGAGCUUAUUUUUGGGUUGAUUAGGAGGUCAGCUCAGAAGUGGCCUCUUCUUUGGUCAGCGUUCUCGUAAAAAUCUUCCGAGACAUCCAGUCGCGUUUCUGGUGUUUAUUCCUUGUAAAUACUCUUAUUUGUAUAUACUGUAAAUGAUGACAUCGGUAGGAGGAAACCGGAACCGGGCUAACUGGGAGCAGACACAGACACAGAGCCAGUCACAGCACAAGCAGAGGCCUCAGGCCACCGCUGAGCAGAUCCGACUCGCGCAGAUGAUCUCGGACCACAACGAUGCUGACUUUGAGGAAAAGGUCAAGCAGCUAGUUGACAUCACUGGGAAGGACCAAGACGAGUCUAUGAUAGCGCUGCACGACUGCAACGGAGAUGUGAACAGAGCCAUCAACGUGCUGCUGGAGGGCAGCCCUGACACCGAUUCAUGGGAAAUGGUGGGAAAGAAGAAGGGGGUGUCGGGGCAGAAGGAAAUCGCACAGACAGAUGGAGGAGAAGAAGGGAAGGAGAAUCGAGAGAGAGGAGGAGGAGGAGGAGAGAGAGAUGUAGCACGUCGUAGAGGAGGGGCUCCGAGGAGGGGGCGUGGAACCAGCCGUGGACGAGAGUUUCGUGGGCAGGAGAACGGCGUGGACGGCACUAAAGCAGGUGGAGUAGCGGGCAGAGGGACGGAGCGCGGCCGCCGAGGACGAGGCAGAGGGAGAGGUGGUGCUGGUAGGAGAGGUGGAAGGUUUUCAGCUCAGGGCAUGGGUACGUUUAACCCGGCAGACUACGCUGAGCCAGCGCAGACAGAGGAGAGCUAUGCCAUGGGAAGCACUUGGAGCAACACGGGCAACUUGGAACCAGAAGAAGGUGCCAGACUCGAGUUUUCUGGAGGAGAAGGAACAAAUUAUGCACGGAAGUUUGACUCUGCUCCUGGUGCGUGGCGAACUCCUACAGAAGAGUGGGGCACUGAGGACUGGGCUGAGGAUCUGUCAGAGACAAAGAUCUUCACUGCCUCCAGCGUGGUGUCCAUGCCCAUGCCUCAGGAGAACGUUACCAUAACAGCUGGACAGAGGAUUGACUUAGCAGUGCUAUUGGGGAAAACACCGCCCUCCUCCUCUUCUGAGACGGAGUCUGCUCCAAUAGAUGCCCCUCAGCCUCCAUCUCUAUCCCAGUCUCUGGUUUUUAGCAACUCCAAGCAAUCUGUCUCGCUCUCCCAGCCCUCCUCCAGCACCUCAUAUAAUCAGCACAGCAUGGUGAGCAUGCUCAGUAAGGGUUUUGGUGAAGUGGGAGACUCUAAAGGCACCAGUGGAAACUCCACCACCGGUUCCCAGUUCCUGGAGCAGUUUAAGACAGCGCAGGCUCUGGCACAGCUGGCAGCGCAGCAUUCUCAGAGCGGCCCGUCCAGCACAGGCCCCUCCAGCUGGGAGUCCAGUCCCGCUCCCCUGGCACAGUAUGACAUGAAGUCUCAGACGGACGCAGCGGGGCACAGUCCCUUCACCAAGCGGCAGCCGUACCAGCCCACCUCCUCCACUGCGUCCUCCAUGAUGGACGCCUUCCUGCAGGAGAAAGGUCCUACCCCCUCCACCGCUUCUUCCCAGCCCACCCCUUCCACCUCUUUGGCCCAAACAGUCUCCACUCCGAAACCUUCAGCCCCCGCAGUAAGCCAGCAGCAGAUACCUUCGGGUCCUUCAGAACCUCAGGCCUCCAGUCCUCUGCCCCUACAGCAGCAUAAGCUCAAACAUCAAAAGAAGAGAACCUCCAUCACCACCAAGAUCCCUGCUUUAGCAGUGGAGAUGCCAGGUUCAGCAGACAUAACUGGACUCAACCUGCAGUUUGGAGCGUUACAGUUUGGCUCUGAGCCUGUCCUGCCGGAGUACGACACCGUAGCCGUAGCCACCACAACACCAGGCAAUGCGACUCAGAACAGCCUCUACACCAGUGCCAACAGCGAGCAGGCUCCAGCUCUGUCCAGUGCCACGCAGAUGGAGCUGUAUGAGCAGAGAGCGAGCCAGACCCGGCGCUACCCACCCUCCGUUUCCUCGUCUCCACAGAAAGACUUGCAGCCCAAGAACGGGUUCAGUUCAAUACAGACAACGCAGUCUCUGGAAGCUGCAGCUGGCUCUGCAGUGUCUGCGAAGCCAGCGUCUGACUCGAACGCUCCUUCCACUGUGUCGAACAUGGCCUCGCUGUCGGACCCGCCCUCAGGCCCCGCCUCUCUCCUGACAACAUCCAGUCAGACACCUCUCGCCACUCUUGGACAUGAAGACCCCUCCAAUACGAUUGCUCCUCCACAACACAAUUCCCUUUCCACACCACAGAACAGCUUGGCUCCUUCCACAGUGCGGACUUCCAGCACAAGCUUACUGCAUCCAAAUGUGGAUGGAGACUCGAGCCUGCACUCGUCUUCCUUCUCCUCGGUCUCUGCGGUGGCCCCCUCCGCCGUCCCCCCUUCCUCCACAGUCUCUUCCUCUUCCUCCUCAGCCCCUGUCUCUCAUAGUGCUCCUGUUCCUCCCUCCUCUUCCACGGUCAGUGCUGCCUCUGCUCAGGCCAGUCUGGGGCCAGUCAGUAGUCUGGCCAUGGGCCUGAACAGUGCAGGCGGAGUUGCCUCUAUUGUCCCCCCCACUGCUGCUGCAGCUGCGUCUUCAUCGUCAGUGGCCUCAGCUUCAGCCGCACCGUCAUCAGCUUCAUCACGCAGCACGGCUGCCUCAGGGAAAGCGCCUCCGAACCUGCCUCCUGGAGUGCCUCCUCUCCUGCCCAACCCCUAUAUCAUGGCUCCUGGCCUGCUCCAUGCAUACCCGCCCCAGGUGUAUGGCUACGAUGAUCUGCAGAUGCUCCAGACUAGGAUACCACUGGAUUACUAUAGCAUUCCAUUUGCUACGCCAACGACAGCACUGACGGGCAGAGACGGCAGUUUGACCAGCAACCCUUAUUCUGCUGGUGAGCUGACGAAGUUUGGUCGCGGGGACACGUCAUCUCCUUCUCCGGCCACCACGCUGGCUCAGGCCCAGCAGAGUCAGACCCAAACUCACCACACCACGCAGCAGCCCUUCCUGAACCCGGCUCUGCCCCCUGGCUACAGCUACACCAGUCUGCCGUACUACACGGGCGUGCCCGGCCUGCCCAACACUUUCCAGUACGGCCCUGCCAUGUUCCCGGUAGCACCUACUUCCUCCAAACAGCAUGGUGUGAAUGUUGGUGUCAAUGCUUCAGCCACAGCCUUCCAGCAGGCUAGUGGAUACGGAUCCCAUGGAUACAGCACUGGCUAUGAGGAUUUGGGCCAGGCUUCAGCAGGGAGCGGGGAUUUCUGUAAGGGCGGCUACGGCAAUGCUGUGGCUGCUGCUGCUGCCGCCGCCGCCGCCGCUUCUGCUCAAAACAAACCGGCCAGCUCAGUCACCGCGCCCGGAGUGGGAGUCUCUGUUACAUCCAGUAACACGGGUGUCCCUGACAUUUCAGGGUCUGUUUACACGAAGACACAGUCCUUUGAGAAGCAGGGUUACCACGCGGCGGCAGCACCAGGCGCCUCGUUCAGUGUGCCGUCAGCACUGGGCAGCGGCGGCCCCAUCAACCCCCCGGCUGCAGCGCCCUACGCCCCCGCGCCCUUCAUGCACAUCCUCGCUCCUCAUCAGCAGCCCCACUCGCAGAUGCUGCACCACCACCUACAGCAGGACGCCCAGACUGGCUCCGGACAGCGAAGUCAGAACGCUUCCAUUCAACAGAAGUCCCAGAUCAACAAAUCUACUUACAACAGCUACAACUGGGGAGGCAAUUAAUUGCCCUAGUUUCCAAUCUGGUGAAAAAAAAAAAAAAAAAAAAAGGCUGAAAUUAGGGGACCCUUCUCUUCCACCCUAAAUCAUCUGCGGCGCCAUUCUUUCGCUUCUCCCUGUCCAAUCGCCCUACAGUACUCCUCCAUGCCCAUGGUGGUACUCUACUAAAGCGGUAGCAGUGUGUGUGUGUUUGCGAGGGGUGACGACUGGGGAAGGAGUGUUGAAGGGGAAACUCCCAGCCAAGCAUCGAGUGUUUGCAGUUUUAUUGAGUUUAAGUAAUAAUACCCAUCGCCUCUUCUUUCAUUCUGUUAUUAUGUAUGUAACAUAGAGCUAUUUUCUAAAGGAGUGUUUUUGUAACUGGUGGAAGAGAAGUUGGGAUUAUGGUUUGGCGGGGAGUCUCCUGCCCCUAGUUGCACCCUGCUUGAUUUAACCCAAGAAAUAUGUAUCAAAGGUUAUACACGAGGGCACAAAGAUAUGACAGAUGUUCCAGGUGUGUGGGAAUGUGAGUUUUCUAGAAACCCUUUGUUUCUCCUGCUUAAAUGUGAGUCUGUAAUAAGGGUAUAAAUGGACUCCAUUUUGUUUGAACCCCUUCAGUCAUCCCCAAAUUAUUGUACAGGCUUGGCAAAUGAAGAGGACGCUGUUCACGUGCAUAUCCAUGUUCUUUAUAUUAAGCAUAAGGUUUUUUUUUUUUUUUUUCCCUCUUUUUCCCCCAAGGAAGGAGGGGUUGUUUACGCUUACCUUGGCACGACCUUUGAGGCAUCGCUGUCUGUUUGCUCUUAUUGGAGAGGUUGGCGUAUACUUACAUCACCUUGUAUGUGCAAGUGUGUACCCCACACCAUUUCCUCCUCAAACAUCAUAUGUGGCAAUGUUCUGCUCCCUUUCCCAUAUUUUAUUGAUUUUCUGUUGAUUAGAGAAGUAUGAAUGGAUAGAUUUGUAUUAUCAGUUUUUUUUUUUUUUUUUUUUUUUUUUUUUUUUGUCAGUGGCUCUUUCUUUUUGUACUGUGCGUUUUAAAAAAAAAAAAAUUAAUGGAUAAAUUUGUCCUGUACAUACAUAUACAUAUAUAUAAAAACACAAGUACUGUAGUCCACGUUUGUUCGAUGGCUUUCCCCCUCCUGAAUCCUUUACACAUAGACCUAACGUUUGUUUCAUAUUUUUUUUUUAUUUUGUAAUAUAUAUAAAUAUAAAUAUUAAGUAAAUAAACAAGAAAAAGACAUUUUCAUCAUUUUGGAUGUGAAUGUCUUUUUUAAGAAAACAA
Pangasianodon hypophthalmus (striped catfish) is the source of this 5062-nucleotide messenger RNA. It is a transcript of the gene ubap2l, whose product is annotated as ubiquitin associated protein 2-like. The transcript has 29 exons. The record is from RefSeq and is a predicted model, not a curated record. Gene Ontology annotation, molecular function: protein binding. Gene Ontology annotation, cellular component: nucleus; cytoplasm. Lineage: Eukaryota; Metazoa; Chordata; Actinopteri; Siluriformes; Pangasiidae. The coding region runs from base 205 to 3813 and encodes 1202 amino acids.